AUGGUUCUAGAAAACGCCCAAACAGACCCUAUCCCCCCAACGGGCGCCGAACCAACCAACGACAGCGACAACACCCCAAACACAAAAUACCAGUAUCACUCGCUCUACAUAAAACGCGACCUAAUCGCCAACCCGGACCCAUUCACCCUCUACUUCGGAUUCUUCGGACGGUGGAACUACGACCGGAAAGUCACAGCCAAUGUACUCCGCCGAGUCGAAAAUGCGCGCGUUCUCAUUCAGCGGCUCCCCACACAGGACGAACUAGAUGCGAUGGUCACACACAGCAGUCGCAGUUUGUACCACGAGCGGAUCGGCGCGCCACUGGGAGGACUCGUCGGAUCAGCGCUGUUGUGGAACCAGGCCAGGAAGUCGGAGUUGUAUCCGGCUUAUUUCCCCAAGGCUUCGGGGCCGGAGGGGAAGAUGCCGUCUCCGGGGGAGAUUAUACAGGCCGCGAAGAGGUUCGCGGUUGCUGAGCCGACGGUGGCGAGACGGGCGGCUUUUGUGAUGUGUUUCAAGAUGUUGUUCUAUAGUGUGGCGGGCGCAACGUUUUCGAGUGUUUAUGCGGUCUAUAAAGAGACGACGAAUACGAUGGGAGACUCGCGGUUGAAGGAGUUCUUGGCAGACUUGAAAAAGCAGAAUCCUGAUGAGAUAAGGAAGAGAAAGAUGGAGUCCAGGGGGCGGAGGUCGGUGGGUGAGCAGCAUGGUGUCGUUGAAAUGGAUCAGGGUGGUGAGUAUGCUUCGGAGUAUUCUGGGGGUGACGUUCAGUCUACAGGGGUAUCUGUUCCUGAUCGUCGUCCGGUGUUGGAACCUGUUGGUGGUGGUGGAUUGGGUGCAGAUCAAGGCCGUGGAGGAGAUUUCUUCGAUGAGGAUGAUGCUAGUCCCACGGCGCCUGAGUAUAGAACCAGUAGGGCCGCGCAGGCUGGUUACUCGCAGGGAAGUGCCUGGGAGCGGAUUCGACAACAGAAUACUUCCGCGCCUGCUCAGUCUAGUCGUCAGGAUGCAUCUAGCCAGCAGUCACCACAGUGGGACUCAUGGAGUUCUCCAUCAUCAGAAAGUGACAAGCAGCGAGAGAGGGAGCAAGCUCGUGCUGAAUUUGACCGGUUAUUGGACGCGGAAAGGAAUAUUGGACAAGAGUCGGCGAGCGAAGGGCGCAACAAAGGUUGGGGAAAGUGGAAUUAA
This is a messenger RNA of Aspergillus oryzae RIB40, 1179 nucleotides long. RefSeq names its product putative endo-1,3(4)-beta-glucanase. The transcript has a single exon. The coding region runs from base 1 to 1179 and encodes 392 amino acids. NCBI's taxonomy places the organism in Eukaryota, Fungi, Ascomycota, Eurotiomycetes, Eurotiales, Aspergillaceae. The record is from RefSeq and is a predicted model, not a curated record.